Molecule: messenger RNA, 4602 nt
Organism: Pseudoliparis swirei
Lineage: Eukaryota; Metazoa; Chordata; Actinopteri; Perciformes; Liparidae
Product: zinc fingers and homeoboxes protein 2-like
Exons: 13
Coding region: 754-3339 (861 amino acids)
Biological process (GO): regulation of transcription by RNA polymerase II
Cellular component (GO): nucleus
Molecular function (GO): DNA binding; DNA-binding transcription factor activity, RNA polymerase II-specific
Source: RefSeq, a predicted model, not a curated record
ACCGGGACAAGUUGACAGCAACAAGCCGCCGUUCAUUCAUUUUUACCCCGCGGACAUGCUCCAUGGAGGCGCCGGCACCCCGCCUGCGCUCCGGACCCGGAGUUGGCUCACUCUCCCUCGGCCUCGCCGCUGAACUUUUUACGGCAACGACACGAUGGACCAGCUGCGGACGGACACCGGCGCUCCGGUACGGCAUGCAAAUACGUACUCUGACGUCGGCGAUCAUGUGGCUUUUGGCGUAGAUCCUCCUUGUGAUCGCCGAUGUUUCUCUUUCCUGUCGCCUGUUGUCUGCUCGGCUGCCGGACCGCCGCGGGAGCGGCUUUAAGAGACGGCGCCGCCUGAUUUCGCGUUCACGAGUCGUCGCUUCGGGAUCGCAUCGGGCCACCUGAGCAUCGCGCCGAGACGCCGGGCAGCAGGUAGCAUCCUGUCAUGACGUUCCAGGAGGUCAGCCAGCAUCGGAGCUGACAGCCCGGCAAAUACUGCACCAGACCCGUCUCCACCCUCUACCGCCCCCUCAGCUUCCUCCUGGGGAACACGGUUCUUUAGACUGAUCCCAGAGACUCUCCUGAUAUAUAGAAGAGAGCCCAGGCCUGUGCCUCGGUCCGGGCCUCCUGGCCUUUCUCCGGUACCUGAAGCCCAUCAGCCACGACCACCCCGUGACGGCAGUCCUGCGUCCCGCACCCCGGCCCUCGUGGUACCACCUCCGGCCGAGCGCGGGCACCAGGUGACGGCAGCCGUCCAGCCAGACUCGUCAUGUCCAGCCGACGGAAGGCCUCCACUCCCCUGAUGAUCCGGCCAGAGCGGACCAUGGUGGAGCUGGACGAUGACACGGAGGAGGACAUGGAGACAAAAACGGAGAACCAUCCCGAGGAGGCGCCGAUGGAAGCGGAUCCCUCAACGGAGACCGACUUGGACCUGACGGCCAAGGCCCCGGACCCUCCCCCCCCGGGUCCAGGCGAGCCAGCAGCGGAGCCGCCGGACCUUUCCAAGCCUCCGCGGAGACAGCAGGGCGGCUACGAGUGCAAGUACUGCCCCUUCUCCACGCAGAACCUCAACACCUUCAAAGAGCACGUCGACGCCAACCACCCCAACGUCAUCCUCAACCCGCUGUACCUGUGCGCCGUCUGCAACUUCAACACCAAGAAGUUCGACACGCUGACGGAGCACAACGAGCGCUGUCACCCCGGGGAGAGCAACUUCAAGUUCAAGCGCAUCAAAAUGAACAAUCAGACCAUCCUGGAGCAGACGAUCGAGGGCUUCAGCGGCAACGCGGUGGUCUACAACGCGGCCGGCGGCGCCAAAGGGGACGAACUCGGCAAACCCACCGCCGUCAAGAUCGCUAAACCGAAACCGACGUCGUCGGAUAAUAAACGGACAGAUUUGGCCAAGAAGGCGUUCGCGGCGGUCAACGUGAACGGGAUGGUCAUCUUCCCCGAGUCGACGCUCCUCAAAGCAGAAGGCCUCUCUCACAUCAUGCCUUCCCUACAGCGGCCUCUGAACUACACUCAGGUGCCGAAGAUCGCGGUGCCCCUGAACACAACCAAAUACAACCCCACGCUGGACGACAACCUGACGCUCAUCUCGUCCUUCAACAAGUUCCCCUACCCGACGCAGGCGGAGCUCUCCUGGCUCACCGCCGCCUCCAAGCACCCAGAGGAGCAGAUCAAAGUCUGGUUCACCACCCAGAGGCUCAAACAGGGCAUCAGCUGGUCACCGGAGGAGGUGGAAGAAGCGAGGAAGAAGAUGUUCAACGGCACCAUCUCCUCGGCGCCGCAGACCUUCGCCGUGGUCGCCCCGCAGUCGUACGGCGCCUCCCUCCUGCAGUCGCUCCCCUGCCAGCUGCUGGGCGCCACCAGCCUGGUGCUGACGCCCGUCGCCAACGGCUCCAACGUCACCUGCACGCCGCUGGCGCUCACCGUGGCCACCCAGGUGGCGCAGUCGCUCAAGCGCCCCCUGGCCUCGCCGAUGAUCUUCACGGAGAGUAAACGGCCGUCCAUCAUUCAAACCAUUUUGGCGCCCGUGGCCGCCUCCAAGCCGGCGGCGCCCAAAGUGCUGAGUUUCACGGUGGACGCCAACAAAACCACGGAGCAGUUAUCGGUGCUGAGGUGCAGCUACACGCAGUGUCCGUUCCCCGAGGAAGACGAGAUCUACCGGCUGAUCGAGACCACCGGGCUGUCCCGAGGAGAGAUCAAGAAGUGGUUCAGUGAGCAGCGGCUCCUCAACCUGAAAGGUGUUCCUCCUCCCCCGGUGCUGGUGAAAGCCGAGGUGACGCCAGCACCCAAGGGUGCCCUGAUAAAGAAGGCGGUGCCCCACCAGUUCCCCCUGCUGGAGAGGGUGAAGGGGAAGUCGUCGGAGCAGCUGAAGGCGCUGGAGGAGAGCUUCCAGAGAAGCGGCGCUCCGACGGAGGCGGAGCUAGACCGGCUGGCCCAGGAGGCGCGGCUGUCCCUCACCGAGGUGGACUGCUGGUUCUCCGAGCGGCGGGCGCUGAGGGACAACAUGGAGAAGGCUCUCCUCGCCAUGUCGUCCAAGCCCGCGGAGGAGCGGCCCGGAGCGCUGCCGAACGGCACCGCCCACCGAGAGCCGGGCGGGAAACCGCCGCGCUCCUCCCCUCAUCCGCCCGUCCUCUCCUCUUCCUCCUCCUCCCCUCCUGUGCUCGCGGCCUCCUCCCCUCACCCGCCGACCCUCUCCUCCUCGGCAUCCCCUCCCGUCCUCGACUCCUCCGCCUCCUCUUCUCCCCGCCCUCCCGUCCUGUCGGCCUCCGCCAGCCCCAAACCGCAAACUGCCAUCAGCGGCCGCUGCCUGGGCCUCCUCCGAGAGACGUUCUGCCGGACUCGCUGGCCGUCCCCCGAGGAGUACGGCCAGCUGGAGGUCCAGACGGGCCUCGGGCGCACCGACAUCGUCCGCUGGUUCAAGGAGCACCGCGCGGCGCUGAAGAACGGCGGCGCUCCGGACUGGAUGGAAGCGAUCCAGAAGCCGAACCCGGCGGAGCGGCGGCAGCGAGCGGGCCGCGAGCAGAACGGCCAGAGUUCUGGGAAGAAGCCGAGUGUUCCCGCGGAGGCGAAGGCCGUGAAAGCGGAGGCCGGCGAGGACGGCGCCGCCGCCCCGGGGCGCUCCAAGCCGUCGGACCAGGACAAAGUCCAGUGGGUCAGCGGCCGGUUGGCCCACAGCGUGACGGACCUGAGCCGGGCCGGACCGGACCAGACCGGCGCCGGCAAGGCGGACAAAGCGAGGUGGGUGCAGGUGACCGUGGCGGAGGGCGAAGCCGCCAUGGAGCGGCCGAGGCUGGCGGCGGACGGGGAGGUUCCCGCCAUGGAGCAGCCCGGCCGGCUCACCGGCUGACGGUGGAGUAAACGUUGAUCUCUAAGUCGCAGACCGUCACGCGCCGACUCGAGACGCCCGAAUGUGGAGGCGGCCGCCUGUGAUGUCAUCACAAAGCGCCGGGGCCUCUGGUCCCACCCUGUGGUGCAGAGGAGUGCCAAAGCUGGACUUGAUGCAUUGUUCUUACUACUACUACAUUUUUUUAAUUAUUAUUAAACAAGCACCCUUGUAAAUAUUUUUCUGUAUUACAAAAAAAAAAUUGUAUAGUUUUACUGAAAGGGCACGUUUUGUAAAAAAGAAGAAACAAUAAUUCACGUCCGAUGCCCCAAAAACCUGGAAUGUUUUUUUCUGUUUUAAGAUCAAAGUGUACGUCUGAGAAGUCGUCCUAUUCGUUGAGUCGCACCCGGUCACGACUCCACGAGGAGCCGCCUGACAGAGAUGUGAACAUGAGGGCCUCCUGCAGCCAGACCGCCAGCCUCAAGGGCUCUCGGGUUCCGGGCAAUCGGCGCGCACACACACACACACACGCCCCCCCCCACACACGCCCCCCCACACACACACACGCCCCCCCCCCCACACACACACACACACUCAGAACCGAUCGACCGCGUGGAGAAGUCGGUUGGACCGCACCACGCUGCCUUUUCUGACGCGUCGCCGUCGGUCUCAGAACUGGUGACCGUGACUUGGCUUCGUCUCUUCUUCUUCUUCUUCGUUUGGAAAAAAAAAAUUAAAUACUAUUUUACAGGAACCGGCCAAGAACAUUUCUUUGGAGGCUGUUUCACGCAUGAUAACAGAACUGUACCCCCUCCCCCCCUCUGGUCCUUCUGGCUCCAGGAAGGUUUCUUCUUUUUGUUUGAAGCUGGAUUGGAUUCAGUUGAUUUCCAACACCUGAAAUGUCGGUUUAUGAAUCUUCUUCUCUCCCCCGAGAGGAAAAUGAAGUCGUGCGUGGAUUUAUCUGCGUUAAGAUGAAUUUGUAAUAUCGCCAACAGCCAAAAAAAGCUGUCAUGAACUUCUUUUGCAUGCGCUUCAACAGUUUUAAUUAACAGCCUCAUCCUCAGAUGCUUCUUAACUGUGUGUGAGAUUCGGGUUGCAAGCGCUUGCAAUAUUUGUGCCUGCGAGGAAAAAAAGGCAAAUGAAUCCACCUUCGAUUCGAGCAGCAGGUGAACGUCCGGCGGUCUGAAUGUCUGCUGCUGCUUUAAGUGUGUGUGGGGGGGGGGCUUGCAUUUUUUUCAUUUUCUACCUUAAGUCUGCUGUAACUCAAUAAAUACACAACCAACUAUA